CUGCCGGUCGACCGUCACUCAUCCGUCUUUACGGCAGGGCUCGCCUUCUAUCGCUGGCUUCCAUGACGACAAGCUAGAACCGCGUUUAUCAGCUCAACAAGCCGGUUAGCCCUUGUCGGUGAGCUAGCGGUUGCGCAAAACAAUGGGUUGACGCGGCCCAAAAAACUAUUUGGACGAACUACGCAGCAUCUUAGCAUGCUAGGCUAACGACGAGUCACAUUGAUUUUGCAGGGAGGCUAGCAGUAGGAGCUAAAGGCUAACCCAGGCUAGUCUUCACCUGCUGGCUGUUCUAGCUAACUGCGCCUCUUCGGGGAUGGAACGCGUCAAGGAACACGAGUUCAGGGCUCUUUCAACUUCGCAAACACCUCAGUGGACGCCGGAGUGUAAUAAUGACGGCGCUCACCCGAAACCCAGCGGAUUGACAGCAUUAUCUACUGGAAAACGACCAUCCAUCGGGGAAGAUGAGGGUGGAGGCGCUGAAGCAAAACUAUUAGGGAAGGGGAUCGCGGCCACCUCCCUUCUCCAGAUCGCCAUCAGGAAUGGGAUCUACCAAAACCAAGUUGCUAACGCUAUCAGCAGCGGGGCCAAAAAUAUCAACAUGCCGUCGGCGAAGACGGGUAACAUUUACAAUAUUUCGUCCGUUAACAGCAGCACUUCCACCAACUCAUUGCUAAGCAAGAGACGCCAGCGCCACAAGAGGAAUUUGUCGCUAGGUUGCCCGCCUACCGGCUGCUCUCCCGGCGUGUCCCCAGUGGAGGCGGCCAGUCCUGCUCCUUCAGUCUCUCCGCUGAGCACCCUUAGUCUCGAUAGGAAAACGUUCCUGAGGCAGAAGCAAUCAAAGCAGCUUCAGGCCUCGGAUAAGGGAUGGGUGACAUUGGACCUUAAAAGGGGCUGUAUUCACGUCCACGACUGGCUCACGCCCUCUUACCCGCGGCCGGUGCUUUGCACUGAGGAUACUACGGCUGCACAGGUGGUCAGCAAGCUGCAAGCAAGUAAAGCCGAGGCUGUCUUGAGAAUCAAUUGUGAUACUACUGCUACUCAUAUUUUUUGCAAAGAUAAUAAUGGACAGAUUAAUGACUUAAGUAGUGGUAGAUCAGAUCUUAAAGAUGUUAAAACGAACGAAAACGAAGCCGUGCAAUCUAACAGUCAGACAAAACUACAUUAUUUUGAUGCCAACCACUUUUUAGAUGGAAAAACUGCAAGUAACUCCUCUUCAGAGGUUUGCCUCAAUGACAUUGGUGUGGAAUUGAACUUGAGUGCGGCUGACUGUUACGGUGCACACUCUGGAUCAGAUAUGGAAAAUAGUACUUGUGAGGAGUUCAGCCUCGGGGAACCCAAAAGUACACUGCAACAGGACUCACUUAGCGAAGGCACAGGGUUGGGUACGGACUCAUCAGCUUUGAGCCCAAAUUGUGACAGUGCCACAGAGGGACCUGACCCAUUUGAAAGCUCUUCUGAUGAACUCGACUUCACCACCUCUCCAACACAUUCUGCGGACCCCCCCUCAAAUUCUCCAGACAAAUUGAAAAGCACGUCAGAUGAUGCCAGUGGGGCUGUUUGUAGUGACAUCAAAGAUUCACCUAAACAAAUGAAACAUCCCUCCAAAUGUUGCGGCAGCUCUCAGACUCGGCCCCUGAGCAACCAAGCAUCAGUGCAGCCUGACCCUGAGAUCCAGGCAGGAAGGAGAGGAUGGCUCGAGCCAAUCAAUACUAGCCCAACUCCAGCUCUCUUUGUCCAGCUGCAUGGGGGAAUUGUGCGACGUCUACAAGAUGAUGAGAGGCCUCUACAAUUAUUGAAUGAGUACCUUACUAAUUUGGGCUUUGAAGACCCAUGGAGGGUGCAGGAGGAGGGAAUGAAUCCAGGCAUUGGCAGCCUAAUUCGCUUCUACUUUGGUAAGCCUCGAAGUGUUGGAGGUUUAGAUCGUGUGCAGCUUUCUGGAGUGUUCAACGUGCGUAAAGGGAAGUUGGUACUGCCAGUAAACCGCUGGUCAAAACGCCAGGUCACACUGAGUGGCACCUGCCUUAUUGUGUCAUCUGUGAAACACGCCAACAUGGGCAAGAUCCACAUACUCCCUCUUAUUGGAGGAAAGGUGGAGGAGGUGAAGAGACACAGCCAUUGUUUGGCGCUUAGCUCUGUUGGUCCCCAGAGCCAGACAUACUAUAUCAGCUAUGAAUCCUACACUGAGUACCUCCGCUGGCACAGAACAGCCUCAAAGAUUGUGUCCCAGAGGGUGAAUUCUGUUGACCUGUCAUGUUGCAGUCUAGAGGAAUUACCUACGCAGCUGUUUUACAGCCACGAUCUUACACAUCUCUAUCUCAAAAAUAACUUCAUGUCCUUGCACAAAGGGAUUCCAGCACUUACCAGGUUUUGUAAACUGAGAACUCUCAGUUUGUCAAAUAAUGCACUCCCUGAGUUCCCUCUGGCCUUAUGUGACCUUCCUUCACUGACUGAACUCAACUUGUCAGGAAAUUGCCUUUCAUCUCUUCCUGUGGAAGUUGGAAACAUGUACAGCCUGCAGACACUUCAUCUCGACGCAAACCACCUGAAUUCAUUGCCUGCCGCACUGGGGUCCUUGGAGACUUUGGGCUACCUUGGCUUGACUUUCAACUGUUUCACUUGCAUCCCCACUGUCCUCGAAAAGAUGAGAGACAUGGAGAGACUGUGUCUGGCAGGAAACCAAAUCUCUGUCUUAGACGUGGAAAGACUGCAGUGGUUGUCCACUCGCCACAUAGAUCUCAGGCUGAACCGACUUCUACGUGUGAUCGUGGAUGACAUGAAGCAGCUAGUACACAUUGUACAGCUGGACUUAAGGGAUGCUGGUCUACAGGAGCUGGAUGUAAGACCUCUCUGUAAGCUGGAAGUUCUCCACUGUGACAGAAACCGCCUCUCCCUCAUUAGAGUCAGUGGGCACACCCUCAAAAGUCUGCAUGCAGCACACAAUGAACUAAAAGAAGUGGAAGUGGACUCUGUCCCAGAGAAUCUGACUUUUCUGGAUUUGUCCUGGAAUAAGCUCGACGUCAUCCCUGAUUGGGUGUAUGAAAACAGGAGACUGGAACUUUUGGACAUUAAUCAUAAUUCUGUGACUGAGCUGCCCAUACGGUUGCUAUCAAGUGAGCGCCUAAGAAAGCUGCUGGCUGGCUGGAAUGCUCUGAGCCACCUGGGUGAGACUCUGGAGAGAUCACAGCUAGAAAUAUUGGACCUUCAGCACAAUUUUCUAAUGGAGCUCCCAAACGACCUCUUCAUCAAAGCCCACAACUUGCGGUAUCUUAAUGUAUCAGCCAACAAGUUGGAGAGCCUUCCCGUUGCAAGCCUAUCGGAGGACAAUUUAAGUAGCCUUGAAGAGCUCUAUGUGACCAACAACAGUUUGACUGACAAGUGUGUCCCUCUCCUGACUGGACAUGGGCGCCUCCGAGUUCUUCACCUCGCUUACAACCAGCUGCAAACAUUUACGGCCAGUAAACUGGCCCAACUGGAGCAUCUGGAGGAACUAGACUUGAGUGGCAAUGCACUGAGAACUGUGCCCACGACCAUCUUAAACUGUCGGUGUCUGCAAACGCUCUCUGCGCACUCCAACUGCAUCAACUCCUUUCCGGAGGUCCUACAGCUGCCUGAGAUCAAGUGUGUCGACCUGAGCUGCAAUGAGCUGUGUGAGAUUACUCUGCCAGAGUCACUACCCCCAAAACUUCAGGAGCUGGAUCUCACUGGAAAUCCCCGCCUCAACCUGGACCACAAAAGCUUGGAACUUCUGAAUAAUAUUCGGUGUUUGAGGGUGGAUCCUUCCCCCUCUGCUCCCAGCGCAAGUGAGUGUCAUGGAUCCCCUGCAGUCUGGAGCCACGGAUACACAGAGGCCUCUGGAGUCAAAAACAAUUUAUGUGUGGCGGCUCUUGCCCAGGACACAUUCUGCGGAGUCCGUGAAGCACUGUAUGGGGUUUUUGAUGGUGACAGAAAUGUUGAGGUGCCCUACCUGCUGCAGUGCACCAUGGGAGAUGUUUUAGCAGAGGAGCUCCAAAAGACCCCGAGACAAGGAGACUACAUGACUAACACUUUCCUCACCAUGCAACGGAAACUAGGCACUGCAGGACAGCGGAUGGGUGGAUCGGCAGCGUUAUGUCACAUUAGACAUGACCCUGUGCCUCCUGGUGAACAUGGUGGCUGCUUCACCCUUAAGGCUGCCAAUGUGGGCAGAUGCCAAGCCGUUUUGUGCCGAGAUGGUAAAGCUAUGCAACUCUCCGCGGUCCACACCGUCAAAGAAGAGCUGGAGUGCCAGAGGGUCCGACAACAUAAUGCCAUUAUCACAGAGGACAAUAAAGUCAGCGGUGUAACUGACACCACCAGAAUUAUGGGAUAUUCCUUCCUGUGCCCGUCCGUUACCCCCCGGCCACACAUCUCCACGGUGACGCUCACCCCACAGGAUGAGUUCUUUCUCCUAGGCAGCCCAGGCUUGUGGGAGAUGUUAUCUCCGGGAGAAGCGGUGGAAGCAAUCAGGAAUGUUCCCGACACGCUGGCCGCCGCCAAGAAGCUCGUAACUCUGGCUCAGAGCUACGGCUGCUCUGACAGCCUGAGCGCUGUCGUUGUCCAGCUCAGUAUCACUGAAGACUGCUGCUGCUUUUGCGAGCUGCUGCCACCACCACCUCCUAGUCCGGGUUUGGGGGCGCACACCCUAGCUCACCCUUACAUGGGAGGCGGCGACAUGUCAUUGCCGCCUGCCUCGUCGGGAACAGUCAGCGAGCUGAGCAGUGAGUUCAGCGCAUCGGAAAUGAGCAGCGAGGUGGGCUCGACGGCAUCCUCGGAAGAUCCGCCGCCCCAAACUGAGCCCUCGCCCAUCCAGACCAACGCGGCGGGGCGAACCGGCGUACGCCGGAUUGCUCGCGGAAGCUUCAGGAGGCAGUUCUCCGGAGCGCUGUCCGACAACGGGCUCGACAGCGAGGACGAGGAGCCAAUUCCGGGGGUGUUCUCGAACGGCAGUCGCGUGGAGGUUGAGGCUGACGUCCACAGCCGACAUGGCACGGCGCCGCAAACGGUCUGUCAUUCACACUCCGGUACGAAUGUUCCUCAUUCCAUCAUUGCCAAUCUUGACCCUUUGCCUACCCCCAACUCGAACGCCCCUCCUCCCAUCACACCAUCAUCCCCCUCCCUCGGCGGGGAUACCCGAUGGAACUCUCUGAGCCGUAGAGCUAGAGCCAACGGUUCUGUCGCGUGCCAAGGCAGGAACCAGGACCUCAUCGAAGAGGCUGCAGAUGCCCCAGUCAAGAAGCAAGGGGGCUACUUCAAUGCUCCUGCUCAGCCAGACCCAGACGACCAGCUGAUCAUUCCACCGGAGUUGGAGGAUGAAGUGCGGCAGAUCAUCCAACAGCAGCAAAUGGAGACUCAGAACCAGCAAGCGCCCAACUACCAAAAGCCCGCAGACUAUUUCAUCACACCACUCUAAUCUUUUUCCUUUAUUCUACCACAGGGUGUCACUUUCUCAUCUAAUAUUGUUGUUACAGCAUUCUUUUGCACUGCUUCCUCAAAGGAUUCAGAUUUGUAUGGACCAGAGACUGUUUCAAAUAUAUAUAUUUACUCUUUUCUACUGUUAACUUUGUGCCCAACAAAAUGCAGUGCCGUUUUCAUAUAACACAUCUGGCACAUUCGUUAAUUUAAAAAAGCACUGUUGAAGAAUUGUUUUGGAAGUACAAUUUGGAUUUAACUUUUUUGAAUCUUUUGUUAGGGCACCAUAAGAACCACAGUGUUCUUUUGGAGAUGCUCAAACUUCAUGGCUUUUGAUCUUUCCGUUGUCAGAGUUAGUCAAAUGUUAACUAACUCCUAGGAGUUUAAUACUUUAAGUGACCUAGCCACCGAUGUGUGCUAAUGUUCUCUGAGAGAAAAAAUAUUUCAAGAGGCUGUUCUUCCAUGUUUGUGUUCUCUGAUGUGUGCUGCAGUGGUGAGUGUUGAACGCGAGGGUCCGUACUGUUCUAACCAGCCCUUUGAAUGUGAUAUGAACUGUUAUGCAUUUCAACUGCACAAGAAAGUUACUUUUGCUAAAUAAAUUUAAGUUUUCAGAUAAGUUUUGUUUUUAAUAUUCAUGAUCAAUCAAAGGUGUCAAAGCUUACAUCCGUGAAAACUGAUUCCCUAUUGGUUCAAGCAGCAAACCACUAUAAUAAAAUGUGCUUUUAACUAAAUGCUGACGUUAGCAUAGGCAUGAUCAAAAUGUAAACAAAGUACAGUACCAGUACUAGGUGUGACAAAAUAUCGAAAUGGUAAUAUAUCGUGCUACUUUGUUUCCCAAAAGGUUAUCGAUCUGCUCCUGCCAAGAAUCGAGAUAUCGUUUUAAAAAGGUGUCAAUGUCUUAAAUUUUUUUUAAAAAAGCAAUCAACAAGUUGCUACAAGAAUCUUCCAUCACAAUAGUGUCUCAGUUAACUCUAAGGCUGCAUUGACAGUGCUCGACGCCCCAUUCCGUUUAGACUGGGAACGUUUGUUCAUUCGAAACCAGAGAAUUCAGUCAUUCUGUCCGAUUUUAGGGCAUUUACAGGUGACUUGCUGUUCAUUUUAGGGCAAUUACGGGUCAUUUCCUGUUGAGUUUGAGUCACUGCCUAUUCAUUUGGGUAUUU
Molecule: messenger RNA, 6587 nt
Organism: Corythoichthys intestinalis (scribbled pipefish)
Lineage: Eukaryota; Metazoa; Chordata; Actinopteri; Syngnathiformes; Syngnathidae
Product: PH domain leucine-rich repeat-containing protein phosphatase 1-like
Exons: 17
Coding region: 314-5428 (1704 amino acids)
Molecular function (GO): protein binding
Source: RefSeq, a predicted model, not a curated record